Messenger RNA from Owenia fusiformis, 352 nucleotides. The record is from the annotation of a GenBank genome assembly. Lineage: Eukaryota; Metazoa; Annelida; Polychaeta; Sabellida; Oweniidae.
UUUGAUGAAUCCACCAAGGAUUUCACAUAUCUUAUAUCUGGUAAAUCUCUGUCCAAGCGUGCCGUGGAUGUUGAUGGUACUGUUGACUACUAUGGGUCUAACUUCAAUGUAAACCCAAGAGUAUACAGAUGUUAUUACAAGGAUUGUAUCCCACCAGUAGAUCCUUCUACUGUGCCACCUCCAUCAACUCGACCAGAUGAUUUCCAAUAUUGGUCAGACAGUGCCUACUGGGAAGAGUCCAAUUCAAGAAGACGCAGAGCAGCGCCAAGUGAUGGUGAUGAUGUCAUCAUUAGGGCCGAUACAUGGGUGGUGGCAGAUGUAGAACUGCCCUAUAUGAACAAACUGACCAUCU